AUGAUCACAUAUAAGUUUGAGAUGAACAUGAUGGGAGAGUUAAGCUUCAUUCUACGCCUUCAAGUUCGUCAACUUGAAGGAGGUACAUUCAUCAAUGAAGUAAAGUAUACAAAGGAGUUGUUAAAGAAGUUCUGCAUGGAGAGCUGCUUUGCUGCCUCAACUCCUAUAAGCUCAUCAAUCAAGUUUGACAAGGAUGAAGAUUGUCAGUCUGUUGAUAUUACGGCCUACCGGGGAAUCAUUGGAUCAUUGCUCUACCUCACAGCCAGCCGACCGGACAUUCUAUUUGCAUUUGGAGUUUGCAGAAGAUUCCAGGCUAAUCCUAAACAAUCUCAUUAUGUAUCUGCUAAGAGAAUAUUAAAAUAUCUUAAGGGCACUCAAAAUGUGGAACUGUGGUAUCCGAAGGAUUCCAAUUUCAAUUUGAUAAGCUACUAUAGUGCAGAUUAUGCUUGUUGUAAGGUGAACAGGAAAAGCACCAGUCGAACGUGCCAGUUCCCUGUUGAUCGGCUUAUCUCGUGGUACAACAAGAAGCAAACUUCUAUUGCAACAUCAACGGCUGAAGUAGAGUAUCUUGUUGUUGGAAUUUGUUGUGCUCAGCUUCUGUGGAUGCAACAACAAUUGAAAUAUUUUGGUAUUUAA
This is a messenger RNA of Impatiens glandulifera, 636 nucleotides long. RefSeq names its product secreted RxLR effector protein 161-like. The transcript has a single exon. NCBI's taxonomy places the organism in Eukaryota, Viridiplantae, Streptophyta, Magnoliopsida, Ericales, Balsaminaceae. Bases 1 to 636 code for a protein of 211 amino acids. The record is from RefSeq and is a predicted model, not a curated record.